AUGGUCGUCCCUACCGAGCGACUCAUCGAGCUCAUGGAGAUCCAGCCCCUCUCUCCUUACCAAGAUCGUGAUGAUGUCCUCCGCAAAGGCCGCACUAUGUCGCCAGUCUUCCUCGGCCGUGGUCGUUACAUCCUCGCAACGCCUCAGUUCCAGCAGUUCUUAUCCGCCCCAACUUCCGGGGUCCUCCUCGUCGAUGGCCAUUCGACGCUGGCAAAUAAUCCGGCGAUCAUGGUCUUACACUUCUUCGUCGGGCAGCACAGCCUUUUCGACGACCCGGUGAGAGGCCCAGGCGGCCUAAUGCGCAGCCUCAUUUACCAAGUGCUUUUGUACCCAAACCAGCCAUCGGCUUGUCUCGACCAGUUCGGUGACCAAGCAGUGCAGGAUAUCGCCGACGGCGAUAUUGGAACCCUGUGCUGGCUGUUUCGGGAGCUUUUGAAGCGAGUUGUGAAUGUGAAAACGAUACUAUGA
Diaporthe citri is the source of this 468-nucleotide messenger RNA. RefSeq lists its product as uncharacterized. The transcript has 2 exons. The record is from RefSeq and is a predicted model, not a curated record. NCBI's taxonomy places the organism in Eukaryota, Fungi, Ascomycota, Sordariomycetes, Diaporthales, Diaporthaceae. The coding region runs from base 1 to 468 and encodes 155 amino acids.